Protomyces lactucae-debilis is the source of this 1913-nucleotide messenger RNA. RefSeq names its product DnaJ and TPR domain-containing protein. Lineage: Eukaryota; Fungi; Ascomycota; Taphrinomycetes; Taphrinales; Protomycetaceae. The transcript has 2 exons. Gene Ontology annotation, biological process: protein folding in endoplasmic reticulum. Gene Ontology annotation, cellular component: endoplasmic reticulum. The record is from RefSeq and is a predicted model, not a curated record. Gene Ontology annotation, molecular function: misfolded protein binding; protein-folding chaperone binding. The coding region runs from base 81 to 1631 and encodes 516 amino acids.
CAGCUACACCCCAUCCUACAUCAGCUCCACAACGAGACAAGGCCUCUGGCAACCAUUACUGGCACCUGGGCCACAUCCAGAUGCACCUCUCCUGGCUCAAUGCUCUCUUCCUAGCGCUCCUAGCAAACCCUUCAGCCCUCAUCGCAGCACAAGGCGAUGAACCUGUGCAGGCGACACUCGACAAGGCAGAUAGUCUCCUUGCACGCGGCAAAACCGCAGAUGCCCUCACCGUCUAUACCGCAGCCAUUGAUAAGGACCCACAAAACUACCUGACGUAUUUCAAACGCGCAACCGCAUACCUUGCUCUCAACAGGCAUUCUGCUGCGCUGGGCGAUUUCGCAAAAGUCCUACAAGUGAAGCCAGGUUUCAAGUCUGCCUUGACGCAAGUUGCAAAAGUCAAGGCAUCCUUGGGACAAUGGGAUGCAGCGGCAGAUGCAUUUGCGAAAGUAGAAGGGGAUGUAGCCAAGACGAUGCUCGCAUCGUUGAAGGACGCAAAGCGCGCCGCAGAGGAAGCGGAGGUGCUGCGAAAGAAGGGCGAUGCAGCAGGGUGUUUGGUGGCUGUUGAAAAGGCGAUUGACGUGGCGUCUGCUUCGUCGCAGUUGCGCUACCUCAAAGCGCAGUGCAGUGUGAUGGCUGGACACUUGGAGGAAGCUAUUGCUGAUCUUGUCUUUGCAGGCAAGGUCAAUCCAAGUGACGCGCAGGUACAGCUCCUCUCAUCGGCAUUGUUCAUGUUUGCAUUGAACGAUCCUGGUCGUGCCAUUCAGCAACUCAAGGCAUGUCUCCACUACGACCCAGAUGCCAAGGCGUGCAAAAAGUCAUUCAGACAAUUCAAGGCAUUGCAGAAGCAAGUGGAUGCACUCGACAAGGCUAUUGCGGCAGGUAGUUGGAUUACGGCAAAGAAGCUCAUCAAGGGUACCGCGGAAAAACAAGGUGUGCUGGCUGCAACUGACGAGCAAGUUGCGCAACUCACGACGGAGGGGUUGUUGAGUGCUGCUCUCAAGAUGGAUCUACCCCUUGCCAUCAAGGAAAGGGCGUGUGAGGCCUUUACAGAGACCAAAGAAGCGACGGCCAUGGAACACUGUGAUGCAGUGCUCGCCCAGCAUGAUACAUCCCUCACGGCGCUGCGCUGCAAGGCCGAACUUUUGCUGCGUGCUGAGAACUAUGACGGGGCCAUUGACUUGUUGAACAAGGCAAACGAGCAUGGUGGACGGGAAGACGACAAGGUUCAGCAGGCGAUGCAAAAAGCGCAAAAGCUGCUGAGACAGAGCAAACAAAAGGAUUACUACAAAGUCUUGGAAGUUCCCCGUGAUGCUACCAAGAAGGAGAUCAAAAAGGCGUAUCGCCGGCUGUCCAAGAUCUGGCACCCUGACAAGUACCAUGGUGAUUUGAGCAAAGCUGAGCAAACUAAAAAGAUUGAAGCCAUCAAUGAGGCGUAUGAGGUGUUAACGGAUGAUGGCUUGAGGCAGCGCUUCGAUAAUGGCGAUGAUCCUAAUGCACCACCUGACCAGGGACACAACCCAUUCGCUCAUCAUGGCGGUGGUAGUCCAUUUGGACAGCCCUUCUUCUUCCAGCAGGGCGGCGGUGGUGGUGGCAAUCCAUUUGGUGGCCAGCACUUUUCCUUCCAGUUUUGAGGCGACACUCAUGUUCGCUCUCAGUCAUGCCCGCAGUAGCCUUUUCAAUUUUGAUGAGCCCGUUUAGACAAUUAGACUUAUGAAACCACAAAGCUCUCAUUGUGCCUGGUCCUGGUUGCUGCUACGUCACUAGCGACAAGAGUUGGAAAAACAUGAAAACAGACACCAGGGAUCCCCCUCCUCCACAUCUAUCCACGGCCAAGCAAGAUGGCCCCCUCAAAGACAGCCAAACAGGCAGAAUCGAAAUUGCUCGACUAUGUCAACGACACGAAACACUUCUCC